Messenger RNA from Nymphaea colorata (pocket water lily), 636 nucleotides. RefSeq lists its product as uncharacterized. The coding region runs from base 52 to 474 and encodes 140 amino acids. Lineage: Eukaryota; Viridiplantae; Streptophyta; Magnoliopsida; Nymphaeales; Nymphaeaceae. The record is from RefSeq and is a predicted model, not a curated record. The transcript has a single exon.
CCAGAGACGAAGCAGACGCCAUCGAAACAAGGGAAGGAGAGCGCAGGGGAGAUGGCGUCGUGGUGGUUAUCGAAGGAAAGGAAGGGGUCAGAGUGGCGGAGGGGGUGGAAGAGCCAGUUCGUCGACUCCCUCUCCCCUCCUCCCUUGCCCUUCGUCUUCAUCUUCGUCAUCGCCGUCCUCUUCCUCUCGCUGUCCAGCUACUCUGCCUACAGCAGCCAGGUCCACUCCGCCAUGAACCAGCUGAACCUCCUCUUCUUCGUCCUCCCCGUACUGCUGGUGCUCCUGGUGCGGAGCGUGUCGGUGAACGGGAGGCUCGCCUUCCGGGGGCCGCGGUGGGAGAGGGAGUCCAUACACAGGGCCGGGAGCUCGCCGUGGGGGGUGGCGCUGCUGCUGCUGCUGCUUCUGCUCAUGGUUUCCUACCAAUCGUCCUUCCACUCAAAGUGGUACAGACCUCUUUGGAGACGAGAUUACUGAUUAGGAAGAAACCCAUGAUCUUACUCUUUCUCUUUCUCUUUUGCUUUGAAGAAGACGAUCGACUUCUUGUAGUGUUUCUUUUUUUUUUUUUAUGGUCUGUAAUUUGUGGCUUUGUACAUACUCUGGCUCUCUGAAUAUAUUUCUUCAUCUUCCUCCUUUUUA